Molecule: messenger RNA, 1566 nt
Organism: Salvia hispanica
Lineage: Eukaryota; Viridiplantae; Streptophyta; Magnoliopsida; Lamiales; Lamiaceae
Product: polyadenylate-binding protein RBP47-like
Cellular component (GO): cytosol
Molecular function (GO): mRNA binding
Source: RefSeq, a predicted model, not a curated record
AUCCUAGAGAAAAAUACUUAUAUUUGGGAAAAGAAGGGAAUCCAUUCAACCCUAAAAAUAAAUCCCUUCAACCCUAAAAUAAAUCCCCAAAUAUUUUUCUCCACACCCAAACUCAGGCAAAUCUCGCUCUCAAGACUCAAGGAGUCCAUACCGAAACUCGAGGAUGAGCGGCGGAGAUUCAAAUCAGCAACAGCAACAGCAACAGCAGAUGCUGCUUCAGCAGCAGCAGCAGCAGCAAUUGGCGGCGAUGCAGCACUACCAUCAAUGGUGGAUGGCGGUGCAGUACCCGACCAUGGCUAUGCACCAGCAGCAGAUGAUGUAUAACCAUCAUUACUUGCCCUACUACCCCCACCAGCAACAACCUAAGCAGUACCCGUCCAAGCAACGCAAUCAGAUUCAGGCUUCUGCCGAGGACAACAAGACAAUCUGGAUUGGAGAUCUCCAGCCGUGGAUGGAUGAGGAUUAUCUCCAAUCCUGUUUUUCUCCAACCGGAGAGGUUAUUUCUGUAAAGAUGAUUCGCAAUAGACAGACUGGUCUAUCAGAUAGAUAUGGAUUCAUUGAGUUCAGUUCUCACGAUGCAGCAGACAAUGUUCUGCAGAGCUACAAUGGUGCCAAGAUGCCUAAGGCAGAUCAACCUUUUCGCUUAAACUGGGCUGCCUUUAGCACUAGUGAUAGGCGCCCUGAAGCUGGUUCUGAGUUGUCCAUAUUUGUUGGAGAUUUAGCACCUGAAGUUAAUGAUGAACUGUUGCACGAAACCUUUGCUAGUAGGUAUCCAUCUGUCAAAGAUGCAAAAGUGGUGGUUGAUAUAAAUACUGGACGUUCGAGAGGUUAUGGAUUUGUCAGGUUUAAUGAUGAAAAUGAAAAGUCUAAAGCAGUGGACGAAAUGAAUGGUGUUGAAUGCUCUAAUAGGCCUAUGCGAGUUGGUGUUGCAACCCCCAAGAAGUAUUCAUCUCAGCAACAACAUUAUUCUCAAGGUCAAUCUGAAUAUGAGUCAUCCAGCACAACUAUUUUUGUUGGAGGACUCGACUCUGAAGUCACUGAUGAUAUGCUCAGAGAGUCUUUUUCUCCAUUUGGUGAGCUUGUCUCUGUGAAAAUACCAGCUAGAAAGGGAUGUGGUUUUGUACAAUAUGCAAUAAGAAGCAAUGCUGAGGAUGCAAUGCACAGAUUAAAUGGGGCAGUUAUUGGUAAACAGAAGGUUCGCCUUUCCUGGGGCCGGAGUUUAAACAACAAGCAGUUAAUUUGUGUUUGGCAGCCGAGAGGGGAUUAUAAUCAGUGGAACGCAAGACAAGGUUACAACGGACCUGGCUAUGGUGGUCCAGGCUAUUGGGUGGCUUCUUCAAAUGGUAGCAGGAGCCGCGAGCAAUCAGUCAGCUAGUCCUAAUACAACCACCACGGUCAAUGUUGUAGAACCAGUUAUCCAGUCAGAGAGUUUUUUUUUUUAAUUGGGAUUAAAAAUUUUGGUGUGGAAGUUUGCUGGAAUUGGUUAAUUUACUCAUUCUUUGUAGGUCUGACAGUGUUAAAUUUAUUUCACUAUGGAUUAUAUAUGGCUUGUUAUAUUGUGAUUUA